Messenger RNA from Sinocyclocheilus rhinocerous, 3945 nucleotides. Its product is annotated as neuronal PAS domain-containing protein 1-like. The record is from RefSeq and is a predicted model, not a curated record. Bases 576 to 2888 code for a protein of 770 amino acids. Gene Ontology annotation, molecular function: RNA polymerase II transcription regulatory region sequence-specific DNA binding; protein dimerization activity; DNA-binding transcription factor activity, RNA polymerase II-specific. The transcript is spliced from 12 exons. Gene Ontology annotation, biological process: regulation of transcription by RNA polymerase II. NCBI's taxonomy places the organism in Eukaryota, Metazoa, Chordata, Actinopteri, Cypriniformes, Cyprinidae.
UGGUGCGUGCAGCUUUCCCAAGAGGAAAUGAAAAGAAAAGAAGCUCAACGAGGAAAGAGAGAGAGCCAAAGCGGGGAGCACGCCAGAGAAGGAAACAGACUCGCAUCCUCUAACUCCAGUCAUAUCUGAGGCGAUCCCGCUUGGAAAGUGAGGGAGGAGAGAGAGUGAGAGCGCGGUCACUACCGCCGCCGCCGCUGUGCGCCCACAAACACACGCACACACACGCUUUUGCGGCAGCAGACCGCUGUGUAUUCGCCUGCUCUUUUGUGCCGGCAGCUGGGAUUGUUCUUGGCCCCGUCUGACCCCCUUGUCACACCCCGUGUGAGUGUGUGUGUGCGUUUGUAUGUGUGUGUGGGAGCGCGAGGGGUCCUGAAACGUGGACUGAACAGAGGGGAGGGUCACCGGUUCGGGUAUCCGGACGGGUCCGAGGCAUCUGAGGAAGAGGAGGAGGGAAACAUCUGCCCCCAAAACAGCUGGGUGGACAUGCACAUCAGCUCUUCUGUUGGGGGUCUCGGACUGACAUAGCCUCGGCCAAUCACAGCCUGAGUUAGAAGUGGCGGCCCAUAGGGGGCGUGAUGGCGGCCAUGCCGUUCGUCAGCGAGGGAAAGUGUGUGAGCAUGGAGUGGGACUUCCUACAUGGGCUCCUCGCCAAACCACCCACCUUACCCUGCUUGCAGAACUUGAGGAAGGAGAAGUCGCGCAAUGCAGCUCGUUCUCGGCGGGGUAAGGAGAACUUUGAGUUCUUCGAGCUGGCGAAGAUGCUUCCGCUCCCCGGGGCAAUUACCAGCCAGCUGGACAAGGCCUCCAUCAUCCGCCUCACCAUCAGUUACCUGCACAUGAGACACUUUGCCAGCCAGGGAGACCCACCCUGGAGCCCUCUACGGGAGGGAGGGAACAACUGCAACAAGGUGCGAAGAACAAGUCAUUCGCUGGUCACUGACAUAUUUGAACAGCACCUGGGAGCUCAUCUACUACAGUCUCUGGAUGGAUUUGUGUUUGUGGUCAGUCAGGAAGGCCGAUUUCUGUAUAUCUCAGAGACUGUGUCCAUCUACCUUGGCCUUUCACAGGUUGAGUUGACUGGCAGUAGCGUGUUCGAUUACAUCCACCCUGCGGAUCAUGUUGAGAUGGCGGAGCGUCUUGGCAUUAGGCCACACCUCCGGGCAGAGGCAGGCUGUCAAACGUCCCAUGAGAGCGCUUCAAGCUCCGCCUCCACAUCCUCACUGGCCGGCACUCCAGAACCAGCAUCAUCUAGUCCCUGUUCUCCAGUCAGUGAGUUAUCAGAACGUGGCUUUGUCAUCAGGAUGAAAUCUACCCUCACCAAGCGUGGCCUCCACAUUAAAUCCUCGGGCUAUAAAGUGAUUCAUGUGACAGGUCGGAUUCGGUGUCGGCCAGCUCUGGUGCCAGGCUCCUCCCGCCCCUUGCAUCGACCAAUGGGAUUGGUCGCUCUGGCUCACACGCUUCCGCCCUCCACGCUCAAUGAGGUGCGCAUGGAAAGUCACAUGUUUGUCUUCAGAGUCAACAUGGACCUGCAGGUCACCUACUGUGAGAACAGGAUUUCGGAGUAUAUGAACCUGAGCCCAGCUGAGGUGGUUGGACGUACCUGCUACCAUUUCAUCCAUGCAGAAGACCUGGACACCAUCAGGCAGAGCCAUGCAGACUUGCUGCGGAAAGGGCAGGUUGUGACGGGGUACUAUCGCUGGCUGCAGAGGAGCGGAGGCUAUCUCUGGAUUCAGUCCUGUGCCACCGUGUCCAUUAACCACAAAGCGCCCCAUGAGCGUAACGUCAUCUGGGUCAACUAUGUGCUCAGUCAAUCAGAGCUGGCAGACAUGCCUCUGGACUUAUUACAACUCCCAGAAAGCCUGAGGGCAGAGCGGCUUCAAGCAAGCUCAUCCCCACGCGACACCUCUCCAAAGGCACAAGGCUCCACAGGGACACAGCCAUUGAAAGGCAGGACUGAGACAGACCACAAGGGGAAGGAAGCCUUCUCGCACACUGCUGCCAGCCAAUCAGAGAACACCAGGAAGAGAUCGCACCAGUCUGAUGCUGAAAGCGGUCCUCGUGAGGCAAGGAGGCGGAUGGAGGUGUUCCGGCAGAGAGAGGACAGCCCAUGUACCUCCUCAGACCAAGCCAGCGACAGCGAGGUGGAAGAGGACGAUGAGAGGGAGAGCGAGUGGGACCACAACCCCACCAGCAAACGGGUGAAAAGAGAAGAGAGGCCGUUGAAACAAGGCAAUGGGGCCAAUGGAGCAGGUAAAAUCCACAAUGGCCGUGCAGUGAUCCAGCAUCUUAAGAGUGCGGUGACCAGUUCCGGGUCGAAUAUUAAGACUGAACAAGAAGUGAUGGGAACAAGUGUAGGCCCAGGUUCUGGGAGGCGCUGGAGCCAAGCUCAGCCCAGCAGAGGAGGAACCAAUGGCAGCAGUCCACCUUCCCAUCCUCAGAAUUCCACCCCGACAGAAGCUUCAUCCAAGGGUCUGUUCAACCCCCCCUCCCCAACCCUGUCGCCACCCAUCCCUGCCUCGUCCUUGCCCAGGGAUGAUCGGUCUAUCCACGGAGGGUGUGCUCCGGACUUUGAACUACUGCAGAGACUGACUGCAAGUGGGGCUGCAGGACGUGUUUUCUUUCACCCUCUGGCUCUUGGCCCACAGGGGCCCCAGAGUCUCUAUGCUCCCAGCACUAUUCGCUACGCCCCACCUGAGAUGCCUACAGCUCACGCUGAAGGGCACCACUCAGACCAUGUGGCCAAAACUCCCGCUUUCUUUCCCCACUUGCAAAGGAUCGCAUCUCUGCCUCCCUUUAAUGGUUUUUCUCCAGCUGAACCCACUUUUCCUCCAACUUUGCCCUUCUGUAUGAACGGACUGAGGGGGGCAGCAGGGACAGAUGAGGAUUGAGGGACAAAGACAAAGAGAGGAAAAAAAAUGUAAAGGCGAGUUGGAAGAGGUCGUAAAGGACAGGACACAACGUUGAGAGAGGAACUGCAGAAGAACUUGAGGUUUUUCAAACAGUCUUCCUAGCAUCCUCUCCAGACUUUGCUCUGUUAAUUUGUUAAAGUGUGUCUUCCUCUCUCUGGACAAGCAGUCAAAGCCAUAAUGAACAUAUGAAGGACAUCAUGCAACGUUCACAAAGGGGCCAUCAUUGAGGCCUAAACCACUGAAAAUACAGGGCCGUCAUGUGAAAGGAGAGCCAAGGACGUUGUCCUGGAUCCUUUGAUAAGGGAUGCAUACAAAUGUCUUCGACCCCUAGGGAGAUGGGCCCACCUAUACAUUUUUUCCAAGUCCCCAUGACUUAAGAUUUAAGAAACCACACAGGAAUAUGCAAGUAUGGACAAAAGCAGAAUGGCGGCUAUUGCCAAAUAAGACAUUCCUAAGGAAACAAUACAUAAGAAAGCACAGUCCACAGGUCCCUGACUGAGGGGUCGUACUGAAAAUAAAGAUUAGAACUUUUGAACAGUGUAGAAUUUUCAUUUUUGUAUAAAAAAGAACUGUCUUUAAACAUCUAAAAAGAAUUAUUUGAAAAAUGAUUAAUUCAAGGUCAUAGCCAUAUAUAGAUAACGCUGAGUUGCGAGACUCCAUACAUGCAAAUGCUCCAAAAUAUUUUUUUUUUCCACAACUCAUGAGUAAAUAUCAUGGACUAAUCUUCCUAUAAGACAUUUGGGGGUUUUGGGGGGUGGUGGUGGUAAGUGUGUCUAUUUGUCAUAUAUCAUGUCCAAGCACUUAUAGUAUAUUGUUGCAUACACGUAGCACUUCAUCCAUGGCCAGACAUUCUAGUUCUCCUACUGUAAAAACCACAAGAAUUAAGUUUACAGUAGUUGUGCAAGAAAUGUGACGAUGAUUCCGAAAACUAAAGUGUGGAGAACAUUGUCUGUUAUAUAAAGGUGAAAUGUUUUAUUUUAAAAUAAAAUAUACACUGGUCUUAUAUCACAAACUUUGUCAUAAACAUGUCCAGGUC